Castor canadensis (American beaver) is the source of this 228-nucleotide messenger RNA. It is a transcript of the gene Defb135, whose product is annotated as defensin beta 135. The record is from RefSeq and is a predicted model, not a curated record. Gene Ontology annotation, cellular component: extracellular region. Lineage: Eukaryota; Metazoa; Chordata; Mammalia; Rodentia; Castoridae. Gene Ontology annotation, biological process: innate immune response.
AUGAGGAGCCUACUGUUGGUCCUUGUACUGCUUGUCAUGCUCUCCUAUGUUCCACCAGUUAAAAGUGGACCAAAUAGUUACAUACGACGAGCCUUUUCUUCAUGUUGGCGAACAAAAGGUAUUUGCAAGGUAAAAUGUUCGGGAAGCGAAAUAUACCAUACUUUCUGUGAGUCCAUAUAUCUGUGCUGCAUAAACAAAAAGGAUUUACCUGUUCUGGUGGGGAAGUAG